AUGCCCUGCUGGUACUACGAGAAGGAGGAACUCCUUCGGACGCCCUCCUUCCUCGACGGAGUGCCCAAUGAGGCCUUCCCUCGGUACGUGACGGCCGCCUGCUGCCUGAUGCUCGCUGGCAAGGUGGAGGAGACGCCGAAAAAGUGUCGUGACAUUAUUGGCACCGCGCGGGCCCUCUUGCCCGACUACUUGAUGGAACAGUUUGGCACUGAUCCACGGGUAUUUACAACCAUCCCUCUUCCCACAGUUCCUAGGUAUAAAUAUAAUUUUACUAAAGGACGGAUAGGCGAACGCCUUUGA
This is a messenger RNA of Dibothriocephalus latus, 300 nucleotides long. The record is from the annotation of a GenBank genome assembly. NCBI's taxonomy places the organism in Eukaryota, Metazoa, Platyhelminthes, Cestoda, Diphyllobothriidea, Diphyllobothriidae.